Messenger RNA from Limulus polyphemus (Atlantic horseshoe crab), 2602 nucleotides. Its product is annotated as ubiquitin-conjugating enzyme E2 S-like. Lineage: Eukaryota; Metazoa; Arthropoda; Merostomata; Xiphosura; Limulidae. The record is from RefSeq and is a predicted model, not a curated record. The transcript is spliced from 4 exons. The coding region runs from base 109 to 768 and encodes 219 amino acids.
GAAAUCUGGUUGGUUGAAUGAACUUGUAUUUGAGAAGGACCUAGGGCAUAUUGGCUUUCGUUUCGUUGCUUGGAGUAUUUGAAAAUUGCAGCAUUGGAGUCCACGGAAAUGUCAAAUAAUUCAAAUGUGGAAAACCUAUCGCCUCAAGUUAUUCGACAAAUAGCAAAAGAAAUGUCAGAACUAGUUUCAUCACCACCAGAGGGCAUUAAGGUAUUUAUAAAUGAUGAAGACAUAACAGAUAUUCAGGCUGUAAUUGAAGGUCCAGCUGGGACCCCAUAUGCUGGUGGUUCGUUUCGUGUGAAGUUGGUGCUUGGCAAAGACUUUCCAACAGGCCCACCUAAAGGUUAUUUUAUGACCAAAAUAUUUCAUCCUAAUGUAGCAAAAAAUGGUGAAAUAUGUGUCAAUACUCUGAAAAAAGAUUGGAAAUCUGAGCUUGGACUGAAACAUAUCUUGUUAACAGUAAAAUGCCUUCUCAUUGUUCCAAACCCGGAAUCAGCGUUAAAUGAAGAGGCAGGAAAACUUUUAUUGGAAAGGUAUGAUGAUUACUGUCAGCGAGCUAAGAUGAUGACUGAGAUUCAUGCUCACCCUCCUAAAUUUGCAAAAGAAGGCCUCGAGAUGGAUCCAACAUCUUCAUCAGUAGGCACCAUAUUCAAGGGUGUUGGAGGUCCUUUGGCUAAAAAGCAUGCUACUGAGAAAAGUAAAACAUUAUCAGAUAAAAAGAAUCUCAAACUUAUGAAAGAUAAGAAAAGAACCUUGAAGAGGCUAUGAGGCUAGUAUUAUUUUCUGUCAUGUUUUUUAUAAUUAGUGAAAAGGGCAGGUACGGACAAAAAUCAAAAUGUAUGUUUCCACUGCAUGCAUGUAUGCAUGUGAGUUUAUGCAUUUAGUAUGUGGUGUAUAUUGUAUAUGUAAUGUGAAGCUGUUUUGGACGAAACAGAAAAUAACAUAUACAUAUUUUAAAACCCAUAGUAAUUGCCAUAUUUUAUAAUAUAUUGUAUAUUUGCUGAAAUAAAAAAUUAGUUUAGCUUUCAAGAUAUCACUGUAUCUUGAAAAGAAGGUGCAUGAGAGGGGUAGUGUUGUCAUUUUUUUAAACUAAAAAGAUGAGGUAAACAAGUUUUCAAAUUUUUAAUAUCACUAUUUUGAAAAGAAGGUGCAUGAGAGGGUUAGUGUUGUCAUUCUUUUAAACUAAAAAGAUGAGGUAAACAAGUUCUUAAAUUCUUAAUAUCGUUAUCUUGAGAAGAAGGUGCAUGAGAAGGGCAGUGUUGUCAUUUUUGUAAACUAAAAAGAUGAGGUAAACAGGUUUUCAAAUUCUUAAUAUUGUUAUCUUGAGAAGGGUAGUGUUGUCAUUUUUUAAGCUAAAAAGAUGAGGUAAACAGGUUCUCAAAUUCUUAAUAUCAUUAUCUUGAGAAGAAUGUGCAUGAGAAGGGUAGUGUUGUCAUUUUUUAAGCUAAAAAGAUGAGGUAAACAGGUUCUCAAAUUCUUAAUAUCGUUAUCUUGAGAAGAAGGUGCAUGACAAGAGUAGUGUUGUCAUUUUUUUAAACUAAAAAGAUGAGGUAAACAAGUUCUCAAGUUCUUAAUGUGUAGAUUUUAUUUUCAUACCUGUUAAGUUACAAUAAAAUGAAAUUGUUUCGUCCUUUAUUAUUUUGGUCUCUGGUUUAAUGGUUCCUUGAGUUUUGCUUGUCUAUAGUGGAAACAACACUAAGAUAAGGAAGGGAACAUUGUAUGUUUCUGUAGUAUUUGUACACAUGCAGUUUUAGGUUUAAAAAAGAACAUUUCACAUGGUUAUUAUGGUACCUUCAUAUGUCUAUGUGAUCAAUGGAUAUCUCCUGUAAUACUGAAUACCAUUGUACAAAAAACAAAAAUAGAAAAUAGCUGAUGGAGGGGUAAGUUGUGUGUUUAUGUAUUUUAUGUCAUUAAGGUAUUUGUGUGUAUUUGUGAUAAUGCUGUUGAAGCCUGGAAGUGUGACUUGUAUUGCUAUGUAGUUGUGAUAAGUGUUUAGGUGUAAAAAUGUUUGUGGCAUUAGCAUUAAGCUGUAAAUUUUGUGUAUUUGUGGUAUUGUUAAGUAGCUAGAAGCAUGCUUGGGAUAAGCUGUACUUGCUUUGUAUUUGUGAAUGUGUUGUAUAGCAUCAGAAGUAUUGGGGGUAGGCUAUACUUGUUGUGUAAUUAUGAUAGUUUUGUAUGGCUGUUGUGUAUUUUGUGUUGUAUAGUUAAAGACCAGAAUAUGUGUUGGUGGAGUAAGUUGUACUUGCUGUGAUAGUUUUGUGUGGUUGAAAAGAUAAUAUCUGUGAGGGUAGCACAUUGUAUUUCUCAUUGUUGUAUAAUUAGAAAGACCAGUGUGCAUGUAUUGGUAAAGUAAGUUGUAUUUACUGUGUAUUUAUGAGUUUUUUGUGGUUUAAAAGACUCGUUGGGGAUUAAAUGUUACCUGUCAUGUAUUUCUUAUUGUUGUAUAGUCAGAAAGACAAGUGGAGUAAGCUGUCUAAUUGUGAUAGUUUUGUAUUCCUGGAGAGACCUUUGUAUGUGUAUGGGUAACAUGUUACCUACUGUGUAUUUCUUAUUGUUGUAUAGUCAGAAAGACAAGUGGAGUAAGCUGUCUAAUUGUGAUAGU